Messenger RNA from Panonychus citri (citrus red mite), 7560 nucleotides. RefSeq lists its product as uncharacterized. The transcript has 4 exons. Gene Ontology annotation, cellular component: nucleus; cytoplasm. Bases 1019 to 3250 code for a protein of 743 amino acids. Gene Ontology annotation, biological process: regulation of gene expression. Gene Ontology annotation, molecular function: transcription corepressor activity. The record is from RefSeq and is a predicted model, not a curated record. Lineage: Eukaryota; Metazoa; Arthropoda; Arachnida; Trombidiformes; Tetranychidae.
UUUCCCUGAGAACGAAAAAUUUUUUCAAUUCAAUUUGUGUUUCUUUUUUUUAAUUGUUACAAUUAAUUCAAACUUCCCAACAAUUAAUAUUUACGAUGCAAGUGAAACUUAAAUCACCAGAGAAUCAAAAAACCAGAACGAUUAAGGAUUUUGUCUUCUUUCAACCCAAGGAUCCAUCAUUUCUUUUUGUGAUUGUCCAUUAAUUGGUUAAUAAUAAUUAACAAUUUAAUUUUGUUAUCUUAUCAUCUAUUUGGAAAAUCAAUCAACUUUACAAUUUAACAUAAUUUUCUAUUCUCUUUGUGGAAUAGAAACGAAACGUGUGAUUCUCCAUCUCUGUUAACUCACUUUUCUUUUUACUUCUCAUCAUCAUCAUUUUAAAACAACAAACAUCAUCAUCUUCACAUUUCGAAAGACUUGUUCAAAUCUUAAUCAUCAUUAACCAUCUUCAUCUUUCAUUAGACGCAAUUUCAAAGAAAUUAACAAGUUCAACCUUCUCUUGAUUUAAUUAUCAACUGCCCAACAAAAUAAAUCAGUUUUUUUUAUUACUUUCUAAUUAUUCACACUAUUACAACUACUACUUGUUAAUUGUUAAAUUAUAUCUCGUUAACUACUCUAAUUUAUCCAAUUGGUUAAUUGUUCUAUCCAUCAAUCUUUACAUCAACCAAUUUCCUUCAACAACAAUUUACUACCAGUGUGUUUUGUGUUAAUCAACGUUCACCUUAAAACUCACCUUUGGCCCUGUUGACCUGUUUUUUUACAGAACUAUAUGUUAUUAUUAUUAUAAGAAAUCAGAAAUUUAUUUAUCUUUUUCACCAAAAAUAGUUCAAAGGAUAUAAUUAUAUAUAAACCCUUAUAUAUAUAACCCAAAUUGUUAUAAUUUUAGGUACAACUUGUUAGCAUUUUAAAGUUGAUCUCAAAUUGAAACGUCAGUGAAGUUUUCAAUCAUCUUACCAAAAAAAAAAUCAAACCAUCAACAUUUUCAUCACAAUUAAUCAACACUAAUUAACCAGCAACAAAAAUGCACGUUGAGAUUCAAGUGGCACUCAACUUUUUGAUCUCCUUCCUCUACAAUAAGCUUCCCCGACGUCGUGUUAACCAAUUUGGUGAGGAGCUUGAAAAUGCCCUUAAACUGAAAUUUGAAGGCCAUUGGUACCCUGAGAAACCCUAUAAAGGGUCAGCGUUUCGGUGUCUCAAGACAACUCCACCAUUGGAUCCCGUAUUUGAAGUGGCUGCUCGUGAAAGUGGAAUGGAUCUGAUUGAUAUUCAAGAAAAUUUACCUCAAGAAUUAUCUAUUUGGAUUGAUCCUGGUGAAGUUUCUUACCGAAUGAGUGAGAAAGGUCCUGUUAAAAUACUCUACUCUGAAUCUGAUCGUCCUCAUGACAUGGAAAAUCCUGAUCGAGAGGUUAUUCGAACCUUCAACCCUGAGGCUCAGUGUUUCAAGCCAAUUGAAGCAACAUCGAUGGCUUUUGGUUCACUUUCACUAGUUUCUGGUUCAAGUUCACCGCCAUCUCUUCAACUAAUACCAAAUGGAUUCCCAAGCUCACAGGCUUCAAACGCUCCAUCAAAUGGACCUAAUACUUCAGUUUCAGCAGCUGCCGCCGCUGUAAUUGCUACUGUGGCUAAUGGUAAUGGAUCAAACGGAAGUGGAGGUAACUCACCCAACAAUGGUUCGGGUAACCUCAUCGCACCAGGUCAACCGGCAAUUCAUAAAUCAUUCACCUCCGGUUCAAUGGGUCCUUCCGGUUUUCUUCCCAAACCAGCAGCAUCCAACGUUACUUUUACCACGGCGACUUUUGCUCAAACAAAAUUUGGUUCAACUAAACUUAAAUCAAACACCAAACGAUCACACCGAAUGUCACCAACUGAGUUUUCCAAUUACAUUAAACAACGUGCUCUUCAGCAACAACAAGCUUCAGUUUCACCCAACGAUCGUGUUAACGGUGAUCGUGUUGGUCUUUCAUCCGGAAUGGUAAACGGUAUGCACAGUCCAUCAAACCUCAACUAUGUUCAUGGAUCACCAAAUGGAACCGGCUUAUCUUCAGGUAAUAUUUCACCUCAAAACUCUCGAUCCAUGUCCCCAAUUGGUGGUAAUGUACCAGGAAAUAACGGUAGCGCACUUGACUCUGUUUCUAACCUUCUCUUCAUGGGUAACCAUUCAGUUUGUACCACAGCAACAUCACCAAUUACCCACUCACCAUCCUCAUCACUUUCAUCAUUUUACACUGGUAAUCACGGUAACGGUAAUCUGGUUGGAAACUCUUCAAUGGGCCAUGGCUCUGUUAGUCCUCGGCAUCAUCCCUCUCAUUCAAACUCUCACCAUCACCAACCACCCACAUCACAUCAUUCUGGCCUCCCAUCUAGUCUCAAUGGUUUGUAUGGAUCAUCAUCUUCCAGCCAUAGUAUCGACUCUCAAUUGGCUGAUCUCUUAGGUUCAUCCAGUUUACUACCCAAAUCAACUUCCUCCUCAGUUGGCAAUGGAAAUACUUCACCAAUCUCCAAUAACAAUGUAUUCAACCGAUUCGCAUCUCUAUUUGAUAAAACUCCAGUCGUCGGAUCAACAUCAUCAAAUCCCUAUCUGUCCAACAACAGUGUCAACGUUACAAAUAAUUCAACUAACGGUGUUUCAAAUAUCAAUAAUAGUAACAUCACCUCAGUUUCAAGUAAUUCAACCGCUUCAAACAACCUUAUCAAUAUUAUCAACAGCAACAAUAACAACCUUCAUUCAAUUCUUAAUGGUGGUGAUGUUUCACCAAUCUCAUCUCAAGCUUACACAAGCAAUAACAUCCUUGGCUCAUCAGGUAUCCAUGUAAAUAGCUUAUAUGGUAAUACUGGACAUCAAACAUCAUCCAAUGAUCUAAUUUCAAACGGAUUAGGAUCAAACAUUAUCUCACCAUCAACCGUUUCCAUUGUCGAUUCAAUCUCAUCAGCGUCAUCAUCAUCAUCAUCAUCAUCAGUUAAUUCAGCUUCCAGCCCAGCUGCUACUUCCCCAAUAAUUGCUGUUCCCUCAUCUUGUUCAACAUCCCUUUCAGCUUCAUCCUCAGCCUCAUCAUCCCCAUCAUCUUCCUCCUCUUCAGUACCCUCAUCGUCAUCACCAGUUCCAGAAUCAACAACAUCCGCCUCCAAUUCAUCAGUCUCCUCCUCAUCAACAGCAGCAGCAGCAACAUCAAACAAAGGCUAUGACAAUUUCUCAUUCUCCUUAAAUGGAGUCUCCUAUCCUAAUCAAUACCAACACCUACUGGUUGCCAAUUAGGAGUAAGAAUUAACGAAAACGAAAAAAAAAACUAAAAAAAAAUAAACAAAAACACAGAGAAAUAUAUAUUAACAAACACCAAAACAAAAAAGAAAAUAACAAAAAAAAAAUAAGAGAUGAUAUAUUUAGUUAACAAUCAAAAUCUAAAACAAUUAAGAACAAAAUCUAAAAAAAAUAUUGAUAAAGUCUCGCAACGCACUCAGUGAAAAAAGAAAUGAUAAGAAGCAAAUCUUGUACGUGCACCCGAUAUAAGAUAUAUGAUGAAUUACUUUUGGAAAAGAAAGCAAACCUUUUUACCUCAAUCGAAAACAAAACAAACUCCCAUUGCCUUCCCAUCUCACUCCCAAUAUCAACUCCCAUUUUCAUCUCUCUCUCAAUUAGACUUUUAAAAGAAAAACGUUGCAGUGUCAAAGGCUAUGUUACCUUUGAAAUUUUCUCUCUAUUUCUAUCUCUUGUUAUCUGAUUUACUCUUGGAAAACCAAUCAAUCACAAACUGCUGAUGAUGGUGAGAUGAAUUAAAUCAAUGAUGAUGAGGAUGAACAGCAAGAUAAAAGUCGAGGUAAACAAAAAAAACAAAUAUAAACAUUUACUUUUAUCAGAUCUCUUGGUUUCUUUUUGUGUGAUUUUUUUGCAUACAUUAUAUUGCUACUAAUUAUUAUUAUUAUAUUACUAUUAAGACUUUAAAUUCACAUUUCGUUAGUGUUUUAAUAGUAAACAACUAUGACAAAAUUAAGAAACCUAAAUCAAAUCAAACUAACGAAAUGAUGAUUUUGAAAAUCGAAAAAAAAAAUCGCAAAAAAAGUUACCUCUUCUUUAAUUUCUUUACCUAUUCAUCCUCAUCUCAAACCCUUUUCUUUUUACAUUAAACACAAUACACCUAAUUAUUUACCAUAGAUAAUGAUAAUAUACCUGAGAAAAAAACGAGAAAAAAAAUGAACGAAAAAAAAUAUGAUAUUAUCAUUAUUAUAUAAAUUCUUAUGAUUACUAUUAAUUGUAUUUGACAGGGAGGUUUAAACCAUCUCAAUCUUUUUCUGUCCAAAUAAUUGUUGAUAAAAAUUCUGAAAAAGAGAAAUUUUUUUCUUGAUAAUGUUUUACACCCAAAUACACACACACACACAUACACGAAUGAUGAUAAUCAAUUUUAUCAUCAUUUCCUUUUCCUUUUUCAUUGAAAUUAUCUUCAUCUUUCUGUUAAAUUUCAUCACAAGAAAAACAAGUCAAACUCUCAUAAACAAAUACACAUAUAUUACGAUUAUAUAUGGAUAUUAUUGUAACAAUAAUAACAAGACGACGAUGAUGAUGAUGAUGAUAUGAUGAUAAUAAUAAUGAUAAUAAUCAAUUUAUCAAUAGUAGCGCUUAAAAAACGUGAAUUGCUGCCGAAUCCCCACCCACACAUGCAUAUAUAUUUAUUAAUAUGUAUCUACAGUGUGUGUAUCAAUUGUUUACCUACAUCUCUGUAAAUGUAUGUGUAUAACAACAAUAUAUUUAUAUUAUUAUUAUUGUUAAUUAUUAUUAUAUAAAUAGAUUUGAUGAUAACGACAGAAAAAAAAGAAACGUUUCUCUCUGGUAGAUUAACCUUGUUUUGUUUACAGUUUGUGACACAAAUUUGAAUACCAACAACCAAACAACAACAACAACAACAACAACAUACACACACCUCAAGAUCUUCAUCAUUAUUAUCUUUAUUCUUAUCCCUCCAAAUCUCUUCAUCUUCAUCUUCCUCAUCAUCUCUAUAAAUACGUAUCAUUAACUCCUUCUUUUGACUUAACACAUAGAGGAAAAGUCACUCCCAAGGCUUUGAUUUAUAAAUAAUUACAACUUUAUAUUUGUUACGAUUCUUAGUUACAAGUCUUUCUCUAUCUAUUUCUAUCUCUCUCUCUCUUUCAAUUUACUUUCUUGUCAUCAUCUUCUCUUUCUCCUUGAAAAAUCCUCUCUCUUUGGUGUCUCUCUCUCUCUCUCUCUCUCCUUCAUACUCUCAUGAGAAAUUCUUAAGGUGUUCAUCAUCCACAUCAUCAUCUUCAUCCUCAUUACUACUCUUCCAAAAAAAGCUCACAAGCUUGUAAACUGUCACCAUACAAAAAAAAAACACAACAACAACAACAACAACAAUUAUAAUCCCAGAGAAUCGUUUUGAUUAUAUUUCUAAUAAUUUGAUUAUUAUUAUUAUUAAUUUAAACGAUGAAUUCAAUUGAAUACACCUACACUUAUAUACAUACACAUACACCAUCUGAUUAACAUACACAACAUAAUAUUUAAAACACACAACAACAUCAACAUCAACAACAACAACAACCAAUGCAUAUAACCAAUGAUUGGAAAUCAACAAAAAAUAUAACUUAAUUUUUCACAUUUUACCUGGAUGAAGACAACAAAAGACACUUUCUUAAUCUAUGAUGAAAUCUUUUUCUUGUAAUCCUUUUUGCAUCUAAUACGUUACGAUGAAAUAUACAUUUUAAUUGUUUACCUAAAUCCCAAUCCUAAUCCCCGAAACCAUUAAUCCCUAAUCUCCUUUUUUUCUUAUUGUUAUUAUUACUUCUAAUUACUAUUUGAUGAAAAUGUUUUUCUUUUUCUUUUUUUGUUUAAAAUCCUCUAAUCCCAAUCAACUUCCUAAUGAUUUAUUCUGUUUAUCAAAUUAUCAAAUGAAACAACAACAAUUUUAUAUACACGAAAAAAACAAUUGAUAAUAGUGAGACCUCAACCCAACACAAUAAUAAUAUAAUAAUAAUAAUCCAAGAGAUAAACGUUUCUAAUGUCCGGUUAGAUUAACCAACUAACUUAAUACACUGAAAUGAAAACAAUGAUUGUAAAUGAUGAAGAUUAAGGAAGAGGAAAAGGAAAUGGAAAUGAUGUGAUGAGAAACAAAAAAUACUACGAAUUGAGUGAUUAAAAAAAGGUAUUAACAGUUAAUCAAGUUGGAAAAUUGUUGAUACCUAAUCUUAAGCUGCUUUCAAAUAUCACAAGUAACAUUUAACUUCCGUUAAUGUUGAUUGUAAUUACUGAUUAACUACCAUCAUCUGAAUCAUUUAUCCAUCACCAUGAUGAUAAAUUGAAUGAUUAAGAUGAUAAUCAAUCACAAACACACACAAUUCAUAGUCAAUUGAAACAAAAAAACUGCACUCACAUUGCAAAAAUCAUAUUAACGAUUUACUAUCACAAUUAAAUUGCCAUUAUAAUUAAUACAUUUGAUUAACAAUGUCAAAAACAGAGAGGGAGAGAGAGAGAGAGAGAGAGAGAGAGAGAGAUUUAAAAUCAAUGUGAAUAUUUAAAUUGUUGAUCCAAUUGAUUAAAUCUCAGUUAAUCCUCUUAAUAAUUAGGGGGAAAAUAUGAAAUUAUAUUUGUCUAGUUGAUCAAUCAAUUUGAUUAACAGUGUUUUUGAUUGUUGUUAAUUGAUGAUCAAUUUUGAUUUUUCAAUUAUUGUAAAUGAUUGAUGAAUUGAUUAACAAUUAAAAUGGUUUGAAAACAAAAGGUUAAUCACUGAACAAUUUAAUCAACAUGAAAACGAUAAAUUUUGUUUCAAUUUAAAUCUUCAUCUUGAUUAUUACAAUUAACUCUUAAUUAUUUUUGAUUUUGUUAUCAUUUUGAUUCUCUCUCUCUCUCAAUCUCUUUACACAAACAAUUAACUAUUGGGACAAUUAAAGUUAAUUUAGUUAAUUUUAUUGUAAAUAACUUUAAGUUUUUUAUUAAUGAUAUCUUAAUUACUACAAUUAACUAAUGAUAAUUAACAGUGUGGCCAACAUUUUAUUAACUAAAUUGUUAUUAUUAUUAUUAUUAUGAUUAUCACUGUUAACUGAUAAAUACAAUUUAGUAAUUGUUAUUUGUUACUGAUUAAUACAUGAAUUAAUUUAAUCAUCUCAACUGUUUAAUUUUUGAUUCAAUUGUUAAUUGUUGUUUAAAAAAACAUUGAAAACAAAGGUUUGAUUUUAACAAAUUUUAGUUUCUAUUAUUAUUAUAUUGAUUUGGGAAACGAAUUGAUUAAAUUAUAAAUGAUUAAUGAUAUGAUUUAAUUGUUGUUACUAAUCAAUGAAGUUAAUUGUUAUCUCUUGACGACACAAAACAAAAUUUGAUUAACUAAUUAAACGAUAUAAACAAUUAACUAAUUUCUGAAUAUUUAUCUCAUUAAAAACUAUCCUUGUGAUAAGAAAAUCAAACCAAACAAAUAAAUUUUAUGUUUCUAAUGAUAACUAAUUAGUUAAUUACAAUUAAAUCACCAAUUUAUAAUUUAAAUCUAAUUAACCUGACACUCACUUUCACACUCUAUGUAAAUUGUAAUUUAACUUAAAUUGUAUUUCAGUCAAUAAAAUCCAAUCAAA